Molecule: messenger RNA, 1487 nt
Organism: Phlebotomus papatasi
Lineage: Eukaryota; Metazoa; Arthropoda; Insecta; Diptera; Psychodidae
Product: dnaJ homolog subfamily B member 14-like
Biological process (GO): cellular response to misfolded protein
Cellular component (GO): endoplasmic reticulum membrane
Molecular function (GO): Hsp70 protein binding
Source: RefSeq, a predicted model, not a curated record
GUUGUGAAAAGUGCAUAAUAGUGUGAGAAAAGUGUGAUUUGUGACUUUUCCCAAAGAAUUUAUUUGGGCUUAGCAGCCUUGUUCAGCAGCAAUAUUAACACGACGCUCCAUUUGGAGUUUUAGGUAGAGAAAUCUCUUAUAGGAAAGCAACUGUACGAUGGAAGGGAAUCGGGAUGAGGCUUAUCGUUGUGUAGAGAUUGCUCGGAAUGCUCUGGCCGAGGGAAAAUUGGAGCGAGCUGAGAAGUUUCUCCUGAAAGCUGAGCGCCUGUAUGAGACCAAAGAUGCCAAGGAAUUGCUGGAGAAACUCAAGGGGUACAACAAAGAGAAUCGUCCGUCAACUGAAGAAUCCUCCUCAGGACCUUACAUGCGUCACGAGAAGAAAUCCUCCAGCAAGGCUGAGUCAGCAAAAGCAACUGAAGCAGAGUACACGAGUGAUCAGUUGGAGGCAGUGAAGAAGAUUAAGAAGUGCAAGGAUUACUAUGAGGUGCUCGGUGUGUCCAAGGAUGCCACAGAUUCGGAGAUUAAGAAGGCAUACAAGAAAUUGGCAUUACAGCUGCAUCCGGACAAGAAUAAGGCACCAGGAGCCGUGGAGGCUUUCAAGGCCGUGGGAAAUGCUGCGGCAAUUCUGACGGAUGCCGAAAAGAGGAAAUCUUACGAUUUGUACGGGGAGCAGAGUCAUUCGGGACGUGCUGAGCACGCUGCCCACAAUUACAGUAGUUUCCAAUUUGGCGGAUACUCACGUGGAUUUGACUCAGAGUACACGCCAGAGGAGAUCUUCUCCAUGUUCUUCGGCGGUGGCUUUCCACAGCAGAAUGUCUACAUGAGGCAGCGCAGGUAUCAGCGAGCUGGGGACAAUCAACAUGGACAGAGGGAGCAGCAGAACAGCUACGCAGCCUUGAUCAAUCUUCUGCCAAUUCUCCUGCUCAUCAUGCUGUCCUUGAUGUCAUCCUUCUUCAUCUCAGAUCCCAUCUACAGUCUGCAACCAAACCAAAAAUAUUCAGUGAUGCGAAAAACAGCCAAUUGGAAGGUCUCUUACUACGUCAAGGAUAAUUUUCACUCAGAAUAUCAAGGAUCUGUUAGUCGACUGGAGACAGCUGUGGAGGAGGAAUAUUAUCAGAAUCUGAAACACAAGUGUUUCAGGGAGCGACAGUACAGAGAAUCAAUGUUGAUGAAAGCAAAAAAUUUUGGUGAUGCAAAUCUAUUUAGGAAAGCCCAGAAUACACAAACUCCUUCAUGUGAUGAUGUCCAGAAGCUUCAGACUUACUGAGGCAGGAGAAGCUUCCGAGGAAGCUUCAUUUAAACAAAAAAAAAUAUAUUGCAAUUGGAAAAAAAAUCCUUCAAUUGAUCCUUUUCUCCGAAAAGAAUUCAUCGAGUCAUGACGGGUGUUCAGAGAUUUUCUGUUUUUCAAGAUAUUGGUCAAAAUUUUACUACGAGUGUAUGGUUUAAUUUAAUGUUAUUGAAAAAUAAAGUGUUAAUAUCACUAAAAA